UGAAGACUCCUUUGGGGUACUUCCCGAUCACCACUUUUAGGGGUUAUGUGUUUUGCUACUGUUUGGCACUGUUUUAUGGAUUCAAACAAUUGGUUGCGAUUAUCACAGAAUUACUGUCCAAAAGGAGUAAUGUAUUCAAAAUCAAACCAAGACCUCAACCACCGGAAUGCCUGUUAGACAAGCGAUUGGGUCAACACAACUUUAUCCGCACAAAAAAUCUAAGACUGCAUUACGUAUCAAAUGGUGAUCGGAGUAAACCAUUGAUGCUAUUCCUUCACGGAUAUCCCGAAGUGUGGUAUUCCUGGAGAUACCAAUUGCCAGUAUUCGCUAAAAACUACUUUACGGUCGCACUCGAUAUGAGAGGUUAUGGAGAUUCAGACAAACCUAAA
This is a messenger RNA of Oppiella nova, 389 nucleotides long. NCBI's taxonomy places the organism in Eukaryota, Metazoa, Arthropoda, Arachnida, Sarcoptiformes, Oppiidae. The record is from the annotation of a GenBank genome assembly.